UGGAUACCCACCAUGCACAACAGCACUGCUGGAACUCUGCACACGGCUGCGACGUGUAACGAGACUUGGCCCACUCAGCCGCUGAGCUCCGAGUUCUCACUGGGUGUGUUGGUGUUGCUGGCUUUCCUCAUGGUGCUGCUGUGUGUGGUGACCAUCCUUGGAAACAUCCUGGUGAUCCUUGCUUUUGUUAUGGACAGAAAGCUGAGGCAUCGGAGUAACUAUUUCUUUCUGAAUCUUGCUGUUUCUGACUUUGCAGUGGGUGUGUUCUGUAUGCCGUUGUACAUCCCUUAUGCCCUGACGGGGACAUGGCACUUGGGAAGAAGCCUGUGCAAGCUCUGGCUGGUCGUGGACUAUCUCGUGUGCACAGCUUCAGUGUUUAACAUCGUCCUCAUCAGCUAUGACCGUUUCCUGUCAGUUACAAAAGCUGUAUCCUACAGAGCCCAGCAGGGAAUAAUGUCCAGCCCUGCCAUCCAGAUGGUGGCCAUCUGGGUCUUUGCCUUCCUCCUGUACUGCCCAGCCAUCCUGUUUUGGGAGCACCUGGCUGGACACAGCGUGGUAGCAGCGGAUCAGUGCUACGCUGAGUUCUUCAACAACUGGUACUUCCUCCUGUGUGCAUCCACCCUGGAGUUCUUUGUGCCGCUGCUCUUGGUGAGCUACUUCAACAUGCGCAUCUUCCAGAACAUCCAGAGGCGCCAGCGGCGUGGCAGCGUGCAGGACUGUGAGCCUGCAAGGAGCAGCAGCCUGUUCUGGAGGUUUUGUGGCUUGCCAAGGCCAGGGGCAUCAUCUCCUUCGUCAGAAGCAGAGGACAGUGUUUCUUCACUAACGAGGUCAUGGAGACCAACAGUGGUGGCUAAUGCUCCAUCUCAAACAGAAACCAGUUCUAUGGCUCUCAAAAGGAACUUUUCCACUUCUUUUUGUUCAAGGACGGGAUCAAAACUGCAGAGGGACAAGAAAGCAGCAAAGUCUCUUGCCAUAAUUGUCUGUGUGUUUGCCAUUUGCUGGGCCCCAUACUCUUUAUUAAUGAUUAUUCGUGGGGCCUGCCAGGGAAAGUGCAUCCAUAACUUCCUGUAUGAAGCAACCUUUUGGCUUUUGUGGAUCAAUUCUUCUUUGAACCCAUUUCUUUACCCUCUCUGUCACAUGAGGUUUCGAAUGGCUUUUCUGAAGAUAUUAUGUCCCAAAAAGUUCGCAACAUUGAGAUCUGUUAAUACGCCUUCUUUUUAGAGAGGUAGAAGUGUCUUGCAGAUAAGGUUCCUCUGUUAUUUAGUGAUACCUUUUCAUAUGUAUCAUUGGCAUAAAUAGAGGAAGAAACUAUUUGUUUACUAAUGACAUUG
This is a messenger RNA of Pseudopodoces humilis (Tibetan ground-tit), 1331 nucleotides long. Its product is annotated as histamine H3 receptor-like. The record is from RefSeq and is a predicted model, not a curated record. NCBI's taxonomy places the organism in Eukaryota, Metazoa, Chordata, Aves, Passeriformes, Paridae. Gene Ontology annotation, cellular component: dendrite; synapse; plasma membrane. Gene Ontology annotation, molecular function: histamine receptor activity; G protein-coupled acetylcholine receptor activity; G protein-coupled serotonin receptor activity. Gene Ontology annotation, biological process: adenylate cyclase-inhibiting G protein-coupled acetylcholine receptor signaling pathway; G protein-coupled receptor signaling pathway, coupled to cyclic nucleotide second messenger; chemical synaptic transmission.